Molecule: messenger RNA, 4064 nt
Organism: Vidua macroura (Pin-tailed whydah)
Lineage: Eukaryota; Metazoa; Chordata; Aves; Passeriformes; Viduidae
Gene: RGS22
Product: regulator of G protein signaling 22
Exons: 28
Coding region: 158-3856 (1232 amino acids)
Biological process (GO): regulation of signal transduction
Molecular function (GO): G-protein alpha-subunit binding
Source: RefSeq, a predicted model, not a curated record
UCACCUGGGCAGGAGCUGCUCCCGCCGCUCCCCGGGAUCUCACCUGGGCAGGAGCUGCUCCCGCCGCUCCCCUGAGCAGGUCUCACCUGGGAGAGGGAUCUCACGCUGGUCUCACCUGAGCAGGCACGGCCGGGGCGGCUGCGGUGCCGGAGCCAGGAUGCGCUCCAAGAGGCUCACCACCGAACCUCCGUGUAUAACAGAAGAAAUAUUAGAAGAAUGCUUAGCCACAGAUGAUAUGCUUGUGGAUUUCUUUAAUGAAUUUUUGAGUCUUCCGACUUUUGCCCAGCCAGUGAAGUUUAACUCUGAUGCUGGGGCUUUUGAAGUAGUUAAUUAUGCCCCACGAUGCCUGGAAAGCCAGCAGAAAAAAAUUCUACAUGAUCAAAAACCUCCAAACCCCAUUUAUGAUGUUCUAAGCAAAGAAAAGAAUGAUGGGCAGCUCUCCAAAAUGUACAGUGCUUCUUCAACCUUCAGUAUUGAUCCAAAUUACAACACUAUGCAACUCGAUCAAGAACAAGCAAUUGAGUGGAUUAAGAAAGAAAGGCUUCCAGCAUUUCUAGAAAGUGACUGUUACUUUGAAUACAGAUUAGCUAAAUUGAUAUCACAGGUAGAAUGGAGCAAGACUGGCAUUAAUUUCAUUAUAGAUAGUGACUACUCUCCCUGGAUAAGGAGGCAAAGCCCAAGUUCUCCCCCUCCUGAGGAGGAUGACUCUUCACUGACUUCAUUGACUAUGAAGGAGUUCUAUGUAUCACUUGGCGAGGCUACAGUUUCUCAGGUAAAGGAUUGGUUUACCUUGGCAAAACAAGGUAAUUCUGUGAAAACUACAGAUUCGUAUACGCAUCCUGUAGCUUCUAGUAAAAUUCAAGAUACUCAGCAUUUGCCAGGGCAGCAUAAAGGAAAUGAAUCAUUACCUGGAAAAGGUCCCCUUCUGGGGACAGCAUCUGCAAAAGCCGAUGUUAGCAGUGAGAGAUCCAGAAAGGCUGAGGAGGGCUGCUCUGUGGCCAUUGCUGAAGUUCCUUCUCACACGCAUUCAAGAGUUUAUCUAGACCCAAAAUGGCACAGUGCAGCAAAAGAAGAAGAUGAGCAGGGAAGCACAACUUUUCAGACAGCUGAAGAAUUCACACCAGCGUCCUCUCAAAUUUCAGUGAAGGAACCCAUUUCAGAGCUGACCCUCCAGCCAGCUGCUGACAUUGAAACCUUGGACUCCAAGGAAGGUGUAAGAAAACAAGGAAGCUUAAGUCCAAGUUCUGAAAGUGUUGGGCCAGACAGCAGGGCUGCCUGGUGUAUUAGUCAUGGGACAUAUGACACUGGCAACAGACAUGAGUUUGAAAGAUUCAAGAAGUUCAUUAAAGGAACACUUGGGGAGAGGUACUGGUGGCUCUGGAUGGAUAUUGAAAGACUAAAGGCUCUUAAGAACACUACAAGGCAACAAAGGCAACUCAGUAAGAUGAAAAAACUGUACCUGCUGAGCAGUGGAGACUAUUUCCUCAGUUCAGAAGUGUUGCUCAGACUUGAGCUACUGCAUGGAGAUCAGUGGAAUAUAAUGCAUUUAAGACAGAUUCAGCCUGAAGUAGUGAAACCACUUCUUCUUUACUGGGGUCCCAGAUUUUGUGUCACUCAUUCAACAGCAAUUGAUGCUGCCAGUGCAAAACUGAAGUUCUGGCACACAUAUCAAGAGAGACCAAGAGUGGACGUUGAUCCUUUCCCACAAAUUGUAUCAUUGUUGCCAUUGACCCAAAAGUCUGACAUACCACCUUCCCUUCUUCAGAGAUCAUCAAGAUUGCCACCUACUCUCACAGGGAGUCAGAUUCUCCAAAGGGAUGAUACUUCUAGCAGUAGAAUGUGGCCAAUGUCAGUGAGCACAGACAUGAUUCAUAGCUUAGCUCUGGAUGGGACCAAAGACUCAGAAUACCAGGGUCAUAGAAAGUACACCUAUGCUGAGCUUCUCCACGGAAAAAGUGUUGCUGGCAGUGUUGUCUUCAGGGGAUCAGGAAUUGAAAGCAUGCUGCAGUCUCUUUAUUUGGAGAACAGAGCAGGCUACUACUUCACACAAUUCUGUGAGAAGUCAGGGAAUAAGUUGUGGAAGAACUGUGUGUACUUUUGGUUUGACCUGCAGGCUUAUCAUCAGCUUUUUUACCAAGAAACCCUUCAACCUUUUCAAAUAUGCCAGCAAGCUCAAUUCCUUUAUGCAACUUAUAUUGCUCCAUCUGCCAGUAUGGACACUGGACUUCAUCAGAAUAAGAAAAAUACGAUUUAUCACAAAAUUGACCCGGCUUUUGAGGACCUUUUUGACCCAGCAGAAGAACAUAUUCUCACUGUUCUGCUGGAACCAUGGGUGAAGAUGGUGGAAGAAGACAAAUACACUUACAGAAAGGUGGAGUUGGUGGAAGAAACUCAAGAGCUGGACUCCGUGUACUUUAGAGAGCUCCAGGCUUUGCAUCAAGUGAGCAGUUCCAAGAAGGAUGAGAGUACUGUUGCUGACACAGGGGCUCUCAAAGAAGAUCGGCACUUGCAUCAAGCUCCCAAAGAAUUGCUAGGUCCUAAUCUGUCUGACCUGAUCCAUGACAAAGAGAAGUUAGAACAGUUCCAGGCUUUUCUUAAUAAGCAUUCUGCUAGCAUGGAUCUCAUGUGCUGGCUAGAUAUUGAAGCGUUCAGAAAGAUGCUCCAAAAGGAUAAAGAAAAAAGUGAUGAAAAAUCUAAAGACAUUAAAAUCAAGUACUUAAACAACAAGUACUUCUUUGGACCAAACAGCCCAGCUACCAGAGAACAACAAGAAAAGCUAAUGCAUUCAGGUGGAGGAAGGAGACAAAGCCAUCAUGAUCAACUUUCGGCAGCAGUUCUGCUAGAAGUUCAGCAAUGCGUCCAGAAGAGAUUAGAAAAACAAUGGCUGCCAUUGUUCCUGGCAGAUGAACACCAUGGGGCAGAGGAACAAGCAAAGAUAAGGGACAUAACUGAACAUCUUUCACACAAAGACCAGCAAAAGACAACCAGGAUGUGGAAGCAUGUGGACAAUAAGAGUGUUUCUUCAUCUAGUGAAAUUAUUGCUUUCCGCAAGGCGCUGCUGGAUCCAGUGACAGCAAAUCUGUUUCAACGCUUUGUGGCACUGAAGGGAGACCUCCUGGGGAACGGAGUGCUCUUUUGGCAAGAGGUGCAGAAGUAUAAGGACUUGUGCCAUUCUCAUUGUGCUGAUGCCAUGGUUCAGAAAAAGAUCACAGCUAUUAUUGACUGCUUUAUUAAUUCUGCCAUACCCCCAGCUUUGCAGAUUGACAUCCCACCUGAACAAGCAAAGAAGAUUGUGGAGCGUAGGAAAGAACUAGGACCUUAUAUUUUUAGAGAGGCACAGAUGAGUAUUUUUGCUCUUCUGUUUAAAUUUUGGCCAGAAUUUUGUAAGUUCCAAAGCAAUCCGGAUCGUGACAAAAUUCUAGUUGCCUUGGAGAAAAAAGAGGAAAAAGAGAUGCAAAAGACGGAAGGGAUAACAGCAAAGGGUAAAGAAGCAGGGAAAAACCUCAUUAAUUUGGCUCAACUUAAGUCCUUGGCUCAACCCAAGUCCUUGACUCAGCCUGAGCCCUUGACUCAGCUUAAGCCCUUGACUCAACUGCCAAGGAGUGUUUUGCUAGAUGAGCUUGAUGUGAAGAGAAGAUCAUCAACACCUUUAGCACCUACAGAAGGACGUGGGAGGAAGGCUUCCUGGUCCUAUUCCAAGUACAUAGAAGCCUUGGAGCAGGAAAGAAUACUCAUUAAAAAGCAAGAAGAUCUGGAGAAAACCUCAUCAUCAUUCCCUGCAGGUUCCUUGUCUAUGUCCUCUCUGAAGCCUGAAAGUUCUGUAAAAGCCACCAUUCCUACAAAGCCUAAACACUGAAUCUUCCCAAGAAUCAGGAAGCACAUUAAAUUCUCUCUGAGGAAGGGAAUGCAGAGACAUUCAGUGAAGGUGGCCAAGAGACAUAAAUGUAAUGUGCAUGCAAGGUUUGUUCUUACAGUUCUAGAGCAAAGAUGAUGACUUUGAAUAUUGUUAAGAACCAUGGGAUCAAGGGUAGAAAAUAAACAUAUUCCAAUGUGUUCCAUUUCAA